Periophthalmus magnuspinnatus is the source of this 2986-nucleotide messenger RNA. Its product is annotated as calpain-10-like. Lineage: Eukaryota; Metazoa; Chordata; Actinopteri; Gobiiformes; Gobiidae. The record is from RefSeq and is a predicted model, not a curated record. The transcript is spliced from 13 exons. Gene Ontology annotation, biological process: proteolysis. Bases 325 to 2316 code for a protein of 663 amino acids. Gene Ontology annotation, molecular function: calcium-dependent cysteine-type endopeptidase activity. Gene Ontology annotation, cellular component: cytoplasm.
GCACAGGAAGGAUUCACCACAUGAAACAGAUGAGCGGAAGAGAUUUGAGACAACUGCAGAAAUGUGAUGCGAAACCGGGAAGAAUACUCAUGUAACCCCUUUAAUAAUAUAACUGAUAUAUAUCCUAGUAAGACCAUCAAACAGGCAGUAUUAUAAUGAGGAGAUCAGUCAGUGCAUGCAGUGUAAACAGAGCUAACGCUUAGCUUAUGUUUUGAUGGAGGAGGACACAUACCAGACAAGAGGGAGUGUAACGUGGAGGAGAUGGUGAUCCUAAGUGUUCAUCCAGUGAGCUAGGACCUCUCUGUGGACUUACUUGAAGAAGCCAUGGAGAGAGGAGGGAAAGCAGAGGAUGAAGACGCCAGUUUGUUUGUGGACUCUGAAUUUCCUGCAGAUGACUCAGCCCUGUUGUCAGAUUGCUCCACUCCCAUCGCUAAACUGAAGGGCACCAUCACCUGGCUGCGUCCCCAGGAGAUCUGCCAGUCACCAGAAUUAUUCCCUGAAGAUAUCAGCUUGGGUCAUGCAAAGCAGGGUUUAUUGGGAGACUGCUGGCUCCUUUGUGCCUGCACCGUCUUACUGCAAAACAAACAUUUACUAAACAAGGUGAUUCCUCUAGACCAGCCUACAUGGGGAGGCAGUGGAUACAAAGGGUUUUUUCGUUUUUGUUUUUGGCAGUAUGGUCACUGGAAAGAUGUUAUCAUUGAUGACCUUUUGCCAUGCAUUGAUUUAAAACUAUGCUUUUCACGGUGCCUUUCUCCAACUUCCUUUUGGGUAGCAUUGUUGGAAAAAGCCUGUGCCAAGCACUAUGGCUCUUAUGAGAGACUUUGGGCAGGGAAAGUAUCUGAGGCUUGGGUUGACCUUACUGGUGGCCUGGCAGAGCACUGGAGUUUGGGUAGCAUUGGAACAGAAGAAGAAAAUGUUAAACAACAAGACACAGAUCCAGUCAGAAGGAGACCAGAUCUUGUGAAGUUUGUGAGAGAUAAUUGCAUACUUAGCUGCUCUAUUAACAGCAGGACAACAGUUGAAGAGGCCACUGAGCUGGGUCAGUAUCAUGCCCUAAAUGUCUUAGAGUGGCUUGAAGUGAGCACGGUGUCUGGAGACAAAGUACAUCUUCUCCGGAUUAGAAACCCCUGGGGCAGAUGCUGUUGGACUGGGUCCUGGGGUGAAGGUGGUGAUAAUUGGAGCUCUCUUGAUCCUCUAUGUGCGAUGGAUUUGCAAGCAAGAAUUUCACAAGGGGAAUUCUGGUUGGAUGAAGAAGAGUUCGUAUCUAUGUUUGAUGAUGUUACUGCAGGAUAUAAAGUUGAUGAGAAUGGACACAUUAGAAGCAUUUACUCAGGAAACAUGUUAGAACACCGUCACCAGCUGGCUGGUGAGUGGAUAAAGGGAUUCUCUGCUGGCGGUAGUAGGAACAGCAAUAGCUACAGGACUAAUCCAAAGUACUGGCUCAAAGUUAGAGAAAGAGGAGAGGUAUUAGUAUCACUCUUGCAGCAUAAAGAAAAUAAGAGGAUGGACAAAUCAGUACAAAUGCUAUGUGAAGACCUCAGAAUGAAUAAGCACCAGCAUUACCAAGCUAUUGCUCUGCACAUUUGGAAGGUGGAGAAGAAACAUUUCAAUUUAAGCCAAGUGUUAAAUAAAGCUCCAUUUGCUUCAACUCACUGCCAUGCAUAUGAUAGAGAAGUGGUCCUCCAUCAGGAGCUUGAGCCUGGAUACUACCUUAUGAUACCCAGCACUUACCAGCCAGAAGCUGAGGCCCAAUUCCUUAUAAGGGUCUUCUCUUCUUCAUCCACUUCUCUCAGUGCAUUGAAAAGCCCAGCUCGGUUACUGCCAUUAACACUUGGUGGAGAAUGGGAGAAUAGUUACUUUCAUGGAGCUUGGGUCAAGGGAAGCACUGCUGGAGGAAGCAGGAAUUUCCAUUCUCACUGGUGCAACCCACGCUUUCUGUUUAGUGUGUGCAAUGACACCAUGGAAACCCCAGGAGUCAACAUCAAAAUCACAUUGCACCAAAACUCCCCUGAAAACGAAUUACACCCAAUUGGCUUUCACAUCUACAAGACUCAAGAUGGGCUAUCUCAGUCUGAGUCUUCAAAAAAUGAACCUGUAGCCAGCUGUAUUCCUCACUGCUACAACCAGGUUGUGACUCUACCGUGCAAUCUUUCUCCUGGAGUUUACACCAUUGUGCCAUCUACAUACGAGCCUGACUGCCCUGCCAACUUCUCCCUUUGCAUAUCUCAAAGGUUACACAGGAAAGUGGUGAGAUGUCAAGAGACGCUUGGAAGAGCCAUUCAAGAGACAUCUUGUACAUCUUUGAUGCAGAACUAGUGGUGACUUCUGCUCCACUGAUGCUGACUAACCUCACUGUGGUCUCUGGCACAUGAUGAAAGAACUAUAUCUUCAGUCCAUGUUUACCAGCCCAGCACUGUGUGCAUGUCUAUGUAUGCUUGUGUGCCAUGAAUGUUUAGGAAUGCAAGAAAGAUUAGUGAGAAUGUGUGUUGGAACUCAUGGCCUAUCAGGAUCUGCUGAGGCUCUGGACUAGUGGGCAGUCACACACUUAUCAGCCAUUAGGACAUCAGAGGCUGUCGGUGGGCUGGGCUGCUAAUGAGCUAUGACGGGACUGCCUGGUGUAAACAAACAGCCGCCAUUGAAGGGCCCGCUGCUGCUCUUCCCCAUUCACUCACUGGUGCGCUUUCUGGCCAAGAACAAUGUCCUCUCUUAUGAGAGGCACAGGGGGCAUGGGGCGACUGAUGGUUUCAAACAGGAGAGCCAACAAAAUGACACCAUAACGUGCCAUACCAUGCCAAAGCAGUCCUCCCAUCUCUCCCUCUAUUCAUUAGGUUUAUAUACUCUUUAGUUACCCAACAGCAGGGUCAUCAAGUUUACCCUACUGCCUUGGCUAUAUUUGAAUAGUGCUUUCAAAAAUUACCCCCUAAACAUUAUUUCAUUUGGAGAGCUUGAGUUGUUAAUUGUAACAUUUUGUAUUGUGUGACUGAAU